Molecule: messenger RNA, 772 nt
Organism: Thrips palmi
Lineage: Eukaryota; Metazoa; Arthropoda; Insecta; Thysanoptera; Thripidae
Exons: 4
Coding region: 79-672 (197 amino acids)
Source: RefSeq, a predicted model, not a curated record
UGCUACUUGUCACUAUUCGCACCACUCAAAGACACCGAGUUUGUCUGCUGUAGCGUGUUUGUGUGGUCAAAUUUCAUAAUGAGCCUUAGGAUUCUCUCCAGUUGCUGUUUUCGACAGGCGUCGAUGACAGCGUUUAAGAUAAAAUUAAGACCUUGCAAUAUUAGACUGAUUACAAGCAUUCCUGCUUCACGAGCUUUAGUGGACAUUUCACCCAUUCAGACAGCAGGCAUCAACCUUCAACUCUGUCGAUACAAGUCGAAAAAAUCAAAGAAGGGUUCAAAGGUACAAGAAGACGAAGAUGAUGACAACAAAGGGGAAGAAGAUGGUGAUGAUGGAGAUGAGGAUGGAGCAUUGCCAGGAGAGAAAGAAAGGAUCUUGAAGGUUGGUGUGGCUAGAACAGACAAAGUUCUGAAGCUUGCAACUAAUUCAGCUCGAAUUGUAGAAGAAGCAUUUCUUGAGGGGAGAAUCUAUAAAAAUGAAACUAAACUCUUAAAAAAAUCAGUUCCAAUACAAGAGGGAGACAUUUUGGAUGUGGAAUUGGGACCUGACCCCAAGAACCCAGAUUUCAUCAAAGUACAUCGUGUUGAAAUAAGAGAAAUUAAGGAGGGUGUGCACUCCCAUGUCAAAAUAUUGUACAGCAAAAACCUUACCAUCAAACGUCACAGCAGUUAAUAAUCAUUAACUUAACUCUUAUUUCAUUAAGAAGAAAUAGCCUGGUUUUCCUUUAACAAUUACAGAAUAAAUCAUUACCAUUAAUAAUGGGUCAACUUCA